AUGGUGGAGGAGGAAGAUGUUUCUAUUGAACUAUCUACUGAAAAUGAUGAUGAACUACAACUGACUGAUGACAUACAAUUAGAAUUGGAACAACUGCUUUCAAUAAGCCAAGUGGUUGUUGUUAUAAAUAAUGAAAACAUUGAUGAACAUUGUCAAGAAGAAGUCACUAGUGAUUCAACUAAUAAUGAGGAAGAUUAUGAUCCUGCAGAGCUGGCUUCAGGUUAUCUUAGGAGAUGUAUUAGAUCUUGGGCUAAACAAUGGAUCCAAAAUAGAACAUUACCUGAAUCAAAAAGAGGGAAACACCCAAAAAUGAAAAGCCUUUGGAAUCAUGAAGAUGUUGCUGCUCAAAUAAGGAGUUAUGCACGAUCUAAUAAAGAGUAG
This is a messenger RNA of Entrophospora sp. SA101, 381 nucleotides long. The record is from the annotation of a GenBank genome assembly. NCBI's taxonomy places the organism in Eukaryota, Fungi, Glomeromycota, Glomeromycetes, Entrophosporales, Entrophosporaceae.